Molecule: messenger RNA, 870 nt
Organism: Nannospalax galili (Upper Galilee mountains blind mole rat)
Lineage: Eukaryota; Metazoa; Chordata; Mammalia; Rodentia; Spalacidae
Product: dehydrogenase/reductase SDR family member 2, mitochondrial-like
Exons: 8
Coding region: 1-870 (289 amino acids)
Molecular function (GO): carbonyl reductase (NADPH) activity
Source: RefSeq, a predicted model, not a curated record
AUGGCGGGUCCGCAGGCUUCUCUGCCAUGCGCCUGGAGGAUGGUGGGUCUGGCUCUCGGGGGCUGCUGGUUCUCCGCUGCUUCCCUGCAUCUUCCGUGGCUCUCUGCUGCUGGAGUAUUGUCCAGCCGUGUUUCCGCGCUUAUUUCACCCAUGUACUUUCCUCAAUAUGCGAGUUCCACCGGCUGCUGGACCACGCAGGAAAGUACGGGGCAGCUGAAGCUGGGAUCCAUUGGCUUUGCCAUUGCCCAGCAUCUGGCCCAGGAUGGGGCCCAUGUGAUCAUCAGCAACCGGAAGCAGCACAAUGUGGACCAUGCAGUGACUGCACUGCGGGAGGAAGGGUUGCAUAUGCCGGAACACUGUGGAGGUGUGGACUUCCUGGUGUGUGUAGCGGGGGUUAAUCCCUUGACAGGAAGUACCCUGAGGAGCAAUGAACAGAUCUGGGACAAGAUCCUGGAUGUGAAUGGGAAGGCUCCAGCCCUGUUACUGAGCCAGUUUCUGCCCAACAUGGAAUCCAGACAAGGUUCAGUGGUCCUGGUGUCCUCAAUUGCAGCAUAUACCCCAAUUCCUUGCCUAGGGGUGUACAAUGUCAGUAAAACAGCAUUGCUGGGCCUCACCAAGACUCGGGCAGUGGAGCUGGCACCAAAGAACAUCUGUGUGAACUGCCUAGUACCAGGAAUAAUCAACACAGACUUCAGCCACUUGACUGUUGAAGACCAAGCUUUUAUGGAAAGUAUGAAGAAAAUUUAUGGACUGCAGAGAGUGGGGCAGCCUGAAGAUUGUGUGGGACUUGUAUCCUUCCUGUGCUCCCCAGAUGCCAGCUACAUCACUGGUGAGAGCAUUGCUGUGGCUGGCUGGUCCCCCCACCUCUGA